Messenger RNA from Phragmites australis (common reed), 654 nucleotides. RefSeq names its product autophagy-related protein 8D-like. NCBI's taxonomy places the organism in Eukaryota, Viridiplantae, Streptophyta, Magnoliopsida, Poales, Poaceae. Gene Ontology annotation, biological process: cellular response to nitrogen starvation. The record is from RefSeq and is a predicted model, not a curated record. The coding region runs from base 110 to 457 and encodes 115 amino acids. The transcript has 5 exons.
AUCGUCUUCCUCUUGGCUGGCUGGCUUCUCCUUUCCGCAAGCAAUCGCGGCGGCCGAUUGAUUGGAGGAGCUUGAGGCAAGGAGAAGGAAGAGGACGAUUUGAUUCGACAUGAAACCCUUCAAGCAGGAAUUCACCUUUGAGGAGAGGGCUGCGGAAUCCGCGGCCAUGAUCGCCAACUACCCCGCCAGGAUCCCCGUCAUUGUUCAAAGGUUUUCAAGGAGUAAUUUACCAGAAAUGGAGAAGAGGAAGUACCUGGUUCCAUGUGAGAUGCCGGUUGGGCAGUUCAUUUUCAUACUACGUUCCAGGUUACACCUAUCUCCUGGAACAGCGCUAUUCGUGUUUGUCAACAACACUUUGCCCCAAACAGCUAGCCUCAUGGGAAGUGUAUAUGAAUCUUACAAGGAUGAGGAUGGCUUCCUUUACAUGUGCUACAGCAGCGAAAAGACAUUUGGCUGAUUCACGGUCGGCUGUAGAAAUUUGCUUCCAAGUAGCCCAGCAUGUGUAUGUAUGUAGUUAGAUGUAAAAUGUAACACAAAGUUCCAGAAUUAGUGUAAAUAAAAUAGCUCCUUCGUUCCUUCUCUGGCAAAAUGAAACAAUCCGGUGCAUAUGCAGUGGGAAUGUGCUAGGUUAAUGACCAAAGUUACUUUCUUGGA